CAUUAGUAGUCGAACAACUCACGGUAAACCGGUGGGUUCGCGAUGAUGCGCGAGAAAAUGCGCUUCUCGACGCGAGUUUCCGCUUUCCCACGACAGUAGUAGCAACAAAACCCGCGUAGUUUCCAGUGAAACCCUUCUCGGUCGGAAAAUUUAUUUUCUUCUUCUUCUUAUUUUGGAUUUAAUGCAGCGACGACGGUUACGACAAAGGGUGAGGGUGACGUAACAUUUGGACAAGUGCGAACAAGUGAGACAAUAAACAAGACCGAAGUGGCGGGCGUGAAACAAUGCAUACUAAAAGCGGGUUGGAUCAAAUGUCAAGAAUUCCUUUUAGUCCGGGUUUCCAGGGUCCAGAGUGAGCGUGGAUCGCAGAAUGCUCCUCUGAAAAGAUGUCCUAAUAUGGGUCAGCCUUGGAUGUUCCUUCGUGCUGCUGCGAUUUUACUAGUGACUAGGCAAACCUUGGCACUAUCCGACAUCUUCGAAGAAGGAAAAUCUGACAAGGAAAUCCUCGAUAACCUUCUAAGGGCUACACGCUAUGAUAAAAGACUGUUGCCACCAGUUAGAGGUUCACUCACAGUCAACGUAAGUGUACUUUUAUUAAGCUUGGCAUCUCCUGACGAAUCUAGUUUGAAAUACGAGGUGGAGUUUCUCCUGCAGCAACAGUGGUACGAUCCACGGUUACGAUACUCGAACCAGAGCGAGUACAAUUAUUUGAACGCGAUCCAUCAUCAUGACGACAUCUGGCUUCCGGAUACGUAUUUCAUUAUGCACGGCGAUUUUAAGGAUCCACUGAUACCCGUCCAUUUUAGCUUGAGGAUAUACCGGAAUGGAAGCGUCAAUUAUUUGAUGCGAAGACACUUGAUCCUAUCCUGCCAGGGCAGCUUGAACAUAUUCCCAUUCGACGAUCCCAAAUGUACAUUUUCAAUGGAAAGUAUAUCGUACGAGAUAACCUCAAUAAACUACGUGUGGAAAAAUGACGAGGAUGUUCUUCGAAAGUCGCCGAGCUUAACAACACUUAACGCUUAUCUAAUUAAGAAUCAGACGCUCGAGUGUCCUAUACAGUCUAGUUGGAGAGGUAACUACAGUUGCCUUCGGGUCCACCUGAUAUUCACCAGGGACCGAGCGUUCUACUUUACCACCGUCUUUAUUCCAGGAAUAAUAUUGGUGACGUCAUCGUUUAUUACGUUUUGGUUGGAGUGGAACGCUGUGCCAGCCAGAGUCAUGAUAGGCGUAACGACAAUGCUCAACUUUUUCACCACCUCGAACGGAUUCCGGUCAACUUUGCCGGUGGUGUCGAACCUGACCGCCAUGAACGUUUGGGACGGGGUCUGUAUGUGUUUCAUCUACGCGUCGCUUUUGGAAUUCGUCUGUGUAAACUAUGUGGGACGCAAACGACCCCUUCAUAACGUAGUUUAUAGGCCUGGGGAGAAUCCCUUUACGCAGCGUUUGCCGGCUGUGCUGAGCAGGAUAGGCAUUAUACUGGCCAGUCCAUUGGACAUUGUCGAACAAGAAUACUUUUCUACUUUCCGUGAAAGUCCCAUAAAUCAGCCGUUCGUAAGUGAAGGUGAUAAAAAGCGAGAGUCAACGACAGUGGUCGCAAACGAAAUCGUGACUUGCCAAAACUGUGGACCAAAUCCGUGCACGCAUACUAAUAAUGGGUGUCCAGCUGCAGAGGGUUCAACUUUGCAGGUCAGAAAGAAGGAACCUCCUCAUCCGAUCAGAGUGGCGAAGACAAUCGACGUAAUAGCGAGGAUCACCUUUCCUACUGCUUUUGCGGUUUUUCUCGUGUUCUUCUUCUACCACUACAAGAGCUUUACAAAUACACACGAGUGAAUAUGGAACAGGAGGACUAUUGUAACCCGCUUCGUUACUAAAAGACUUUUAGAGAAAGAUGUCUCUUGGUACUGAAGCGGAUGGUGAGAACGCGUGCCUAUAUAUUUGUAAAAAAAAAUUAUUAAAAAUGUUAUUAGUGAUAAACGGCUUGACGGUACAUAUCAAGCAAUAUUAGUGGACUUGUCGGAAAUAUGUACUUAAUUUAUUACGUAUGAAAAAUUAUUUUCGAGAUUUUCGCAAAGUUCGCAAUACGAGGUAGCUCUUGAAGCACUGUAUAUAUACCAAGAUGUACUUUAGAUUUAAUAAGCGUUCGUUCUGCGUCAUUUAACUUACACCAAAAUUAGGGUAAAUUAGUGUAUGUAUACAUCCGCGUGAAUAAUUUGUUUUUUCGAUAUACUAUUGCAGUCUUAUGAAAAUAAUUGUUGAAGUUAACGCAAGCUAGGGAUGUGAUUAAAGAAACCUUUUUUUGGGUGCAUUUUUUUAACCAUCGGUAAAAUUUUAAUUUAUUAAAGCAGAAGUAAAUCAACUUGAUCACUAUCAUGGUGACAUAGUCAUGACAUGGUAACAUAGGCGCAUAUCAUACAUUGUAUUUCUUGUACGUUGAGUAUGAGUUGGUAAUUUUGUAUUUCUUCCAGGCUGUCAGGGAACCAAGGCUUCAACUGCCUGGAAGAAAGACAAUAUGACUGAAAGUACCUAUGAAGAAAGAAUACAGAUUUCUGGCCUAGAAAACGCAAGACAUUUGCGCAAAUAAUUUAUUAACAUUUGAGAAAAGUGUGAAGAACUGACUAGUUAAAGAAAUUUUUCAUUUCUUCCAGGCAGUUGAAGCCUGGAAUUGCCGGACUGCCUGGAAGGAAUAAAAAAUUACAUUUCAGAUAGUCUGGAAUAAAGACAAUAUGACUGAAGGUGGCGGUGAAGAAAGAAUACAGAUAUCUGGUCUAGAAAACACUAAAAACUUACUCAAAUAAUUUAUUAAGGUUUCAGAAAACUGUGAAGAACUGAAGAGUUAAUGUAAUUUUUUAUUUCUUCCAGGCAGUCCAGGAAUUCCAGGCUUCAAGUGCCUGGAAGAAAGACAAUAUGACUGAAAGUACCUAUGAAGAAAGAUUACAGAUUUCUGGCCUAGAAAACACUAAAAAUCCGCUGAAAUAAUUUAUUAACAUUUGACAAAAGCUUGAAGAACUGAAGAAAUUUUUCAUUUCUUCCCGGCAGUUGAAGCCUGGAAUUCCUGGACUCUCUGGAAGGAAUAAAAAAUUACAUUUCAAAUAGUCUGGAAAUUACAGGCUUCAACUGCCUGGAAGAAAGAAUACAGAUUUCUGGCCUAGAAAACACUAAAAAUCCGCUGAAAUAAUUUAUUAACAUUUGACAAAAGCUUGAAGAACUGAAGAAAUUUUUCAUUUCUUCCCGGCAGUUGAAGCCUGGAAUUCCUGGACUCUCUGGAAGGAAUAAAAAAUUACAUUUCAAAUAGUCUGGAAAUUACAGGCUUCAACUGCCUGGAAGAAAGAAUACAGAUUUCUGGCCUAGAAAACACUAAAAAUCCGCUGAAAUAAUUUAUUAACAUUUGACAAAAGCUUGAAGAACUGAAGAAAUUUUUCAUUUCUUCCCGGCAGUUGAAGCCUGGAAUUCCUGGACUCUCUGGAAGGAAUAAAAAAUUACAUUUCAAAUAGUCUGGAAAUUACAGGCUUCAACUGCCUGGAAGAAAGAAUACAGAUUUCUGGCCUAGAAAACACUAAAAAUCCGCUGAAAUAAUUUAUUAACAUUUGAGAAAAGUGUGAAGAACUGAAUAGUUAAAGAAAUUUUUCAUUUCUUCCAGGCAAUUGAAGCCUGGAAUUCCAAUUUAUAAAAAUAGUUAUUGGCACCCUGAACAAAUGUAUCGAUAGACCCACUUAACCCCUUGCAAUCUUGCUGAAGGAUAAUAAUCUUCGAUUCUGAGAAUAUUGUAUAUGUGCACACAUCCCAGAUUCUGCGGUCCUAGGUUCUGAUCUACAAAAUCAUAUACUCAGAAGUCAAUAACAAAACAAAUAUUUUAAAUAAACAUUGAGCUUAAAAAACAACAGCCAAAAACUAAAACAAAAAUCUUUAAAAAAUAUAAAAACACGGUGUGAUAAACUUAUAAAUUAUUGAAAUAAAUAUUUUUCAGCUAUUUAAACUAUUGAUUAGUCGCUUAAUCAGCUUUACAUUACGCACAUAAAAAAUAAAAGCAAUAAAUAUUCAAGUGUAAAAAUAAAGAAUAUUCAGUCAUCUUUUUUGUAUCUCUAUUCCUAAAAAAGAAAAAAAAUAUCAAUAUUGGUAAUAAAUUAAAUCAGAAUAUACAGUUUCGAAAUAAAUAGUAAAAACAAUGAAUUAGAUAAAUCAUAGUAUGGUAAUAUCAUAAUGAAGACAGAUUAGAAUUAUCCAAUAUUGGUACUUACAUUUCUCCAUUAAAGGAGCUCUAAUGCUUUAGCUAAAACACAUCUUUAACUGAUUUUCAGUUCCCACCUUAAAUUGACGAUUUGCUUGCAAAUGUCUAAAAAAAGAUUUACAGUAAAAAAAAUUAAUGCACUAAUGGUUCCAAUUGCAGUAACAUAAUUAUUUCAGAUUCUGGCAUUGAUUGAAUAGUAUCAUUUUAUGAUAUUAGCUAAAAGAUAUAUUAUAUUUAUCGAUACUUUAUGAUUUACCUUUUAUUAUACCUAUACAGUAUACAUCCAUAUCUUGAUUACCUAUACAUGUUUAAGAUUGAUACUUGAUGUUUUUCUUGUUUUUACAAUACAUUGUUUUUCACAAAUUCAUUAGCAUCUUGUGACAUUUGCUUGGUAAAUAAACAUGGUAAAUUAAACAUCCUAAUACAUUUUUGUAAUUGUUAUCACUAAGACAAUUAUUAAAAUAGAGUAAACCUAAUAAGAAAAUUAAAAAUUGAUUAAUACAAUUGUUGUAAUUGUAAAAGUCUUCUAUGUCUGAAUGGCAAUAAACUCGGGCAUCUUUAAUAUGUAAUGGUCUCUAGAAAAAAUCUAUCACUAUUAGGCCAGUAAAACUAUGGGUCCAACCCGGAACAAAUUUGGGACUAGCUGAAAUUGUCAGGAUACCUUCUGUAGGUUGUCGACAAUGUUUCCUCAGAAAUCGCACUAAAUCGCAUGGGCGGUACUCGCCCAAUAGGGCUUUAAACUAAAAAAAAGUGCUUUUUUAUUAUUUUUCAAAAAUAUCUAAGAAACUAUUAUCUUUUUUAAAAAUCUACAAGAAAAAAAAAUUAUUGCCAAUAAAAAUACCUACAAAACAUUUUUUUGUUUUUUAAAAUCGGCCUAAAAACAAAAAAGUUAUGGGCUUAUAAAAAUUGAGCCGAUUGGGCUUGGAUUCUAUUAAACUGCUUUUGAUAAAUUCGACUUUAUUAACGCUGACGCAAAUUAAUUGAAUGUUUUUUAUAAGAAAAAUAUGGUAGAUUUAAUAUUUUAGGUAAAGCGUUAAACUCAAAAAUAGGUAAAUAAUACUAUGCUAAAAUGUGCUGCUAUUUACUCGUUUAAUAAUAAUCUCAAAUAAUAUUAAAAAAAAAAACAGAAAUAUAGUAUAAAACUAAAGUCUGUAUGGCAUGGUACCUAAAUGACACUUUUUAAAGAGUUAGGCCAGUUGUAUUUAUUAUUAAAUUUGAUACCAAACACAGUAAUCGUCUCAUACAGUCAUGAACAAAAGUAUACUUACUUUAUUAAAACAAAUUUUAAUAAAAGAAAAAGAAAUUAUUCUAUAGAUUCAUCAUUUUCAACAAAAGACACAUUUGUUGCAUUGUCACAAUACUGUCCAAUGCAAAUUGUACAGCUUGAUGAACAUUUAAUUCCUACCUUUUUGCAGAUACACGUUUUGGAGCAUACUGACUUGCAUCCACAAAAUAAUAAUUUUAUAAUAAAAUCGGGAGCGAUGUCCUUACUGUUUCUUUGUGGGUCUAAGUAACCGUCCUUUUCCACCCAACCCCACACUCUUGGAUCUAAAUUAUUUCCCAACCAUGACUGUACCUGAAGGUAAACCCUUUUAAGAUGUAAUUGAGCAGCUUCAGUUGUCGGGGGUAAAGAAGCUAGCUCAAAGUUACUACACAGUUUUUGGCGUGCAAUUACCUGAUUGUAUUUUACAUACCUAAAUGAGUUUAAAUUUUGACUUCUCCUACUGCCGUACCAUUUUAGAAUAAAAUUUUCUCCUAAUUUUAAUAAAGUGGCAAUAUCACUGAAUACCCCUUUAAAUUGAAGUAAAUCUUCGGAAAGCUUUUCAUUUUUAGACAAAACAAUUAAAGCACUUUUUUUUGCCCUUUUUAAAGAAUGCCGAUGUGGUAUCGCAACCCGACAUUGCAUGAACAAAUAAUAUGUUUUUAACUAUUGCAGGAUCUAAAUUCGAUUUUAAUGUAUGUAUAUUUGUUAUUUUGUCCAUUUUGCCUGCAACACCUGGUCUAAAAAGCAAAUAGAAGUUUUAAAUAAUUUACAAUUUUUUACUUGGUUGUGACAUUCGGCAUUGGUAUUAUAUGGCAAUGUUGGAUGUUCGGUUCCAACUGAAGUAAAGUAAUAAUUAGGUAUCAUGUGUUUUUUUUACAAAAUGGUUCAAUUUUUAGAUAUAAUUGCAGCUCAAGCCGUAAUGGCCUAAUAUUUAAAGGCCCAUAAGUUCUUUGUUUUUAAGGUGAUUUUGAAAAACAAAAAGCGGUUUUGUAGCUAUUCUUAUUGGCAACAAAUUUCCCCUUAUAAAAUUUUUAAAUAGUUUAUAUUUUUUGAGAUAUUUUCAAAGAAAUAAAAAAAAAUACGGUUUGUUAGUUUAAAGUCUAAUUGGGCAAGUACGACCCAUGCGAUUUAGUGCGAUUUUAAGGAAACACUGUCGACCAUCUAAAGAAGGUAUCCUGAAAGUUUCAACUUGUCGCAAAUUUGUUCCGAGUUACCCCAUGUAAACACCUUAGUUUUACUGGCCUAUAUGUAAUAAUGUGUCAUAUUCUCUAGAGAGCUCUCCUAACAAUCCUAACAAAUAAUCUAAACUUUCCAGAUAACAUACUUUUUUAUUGUUAUAAAACUAUAGUUCAACUUAGUAUCGGAUAUUUUUAUUUAUUUAAAAUUAAACUAUAGAAAACUUUUAAAAACUUUAUUAAUUAUUCACACAACACCAACAUUUAUAAGAAUGAGGUAAAAAGGGAUGGAUGUAUCGAUACUAUUUGGAAUUUCGAUGUACGGGUUCAAAAAUGUAUUUGUUUUUCUUUUUUUUCUCAUUCCCAUGUAUUGACUAAAAACAUGGUAACGAAUUAUGAACGAAGCGUUAAAUAACGCAAAUUUAACUAUAGGAUAUGUUAGAUAUGUACCUAUUACAUUGGUUUAAAACGUUCAGUGUAAUAUUAUAACGCCGUAUCAAUACUUACUACGAACUUCUAAUAUGGAUUCCUAAGAUAAAAUGGCAAUGGCAAGAAAAGAGAAAGCAGGUUUUUAACGACACAAAAAACGAGUUCGAGAGAGUGAGGCACAGUAAACGAACAAUAGUACGGAAUCGCUGUAGCAAAAUUUGAUAAAAAAAUAAAAUAUGAUAAAUAAUAAUAAUUUUUAAAAUAGUAUAUUAACUAAAAAAUCGAAAGACAUAUUAAAUAUAGGUACUACCUUUCACAAAAGCAGCUGAAAUAUCUGACAAAAGAUGAAAAGUGUAUAUUCUCUGCAUAUCUGCCCGGAAUAUUGCUUUUGCAUAUACGAUAUUUGGCAUAUUCGUGGGAUAUUCCAGUCAUAUUGCAAUAUAUUUCGUCAAAUGAGUAUAGUCGGAUAUUGUACAUUAUAUAGAGGUUUUCUACACAUGCGUAUGGUUACCAAAGCUAAUGACCUCUAAAACUAAGCUAAACUUCCAGGGGCUAUAUUUCGAAAACCAUCACUCCCACAAAAAAAUUACUCUAACAAUUCUUGUUGUCCUUAAAAAACUCUACAACUCUUAUAACAGGCUUCAUGACUUUAACAUCAUACUAACUAAGAUAUUAAGGAUAAAGUGAGAGUAAGCGGUGACAAACAUAAUUUGCAUAAAGGUGAACUUCCAGGAGCUCUAUCUCGAAAACCGUCACUCACACAAAAAAAAUUACUUUAACAAUUCUUGUCCUUAAAAAACUGUACAACUCUUAUAAUAAGCUUUAUGACUCUAAACUCAAUACUAACCGAGAUAUUAAGGAUAAAGUGAGAGUAAGCGGUGACAAACAUAAUUUGCAUAAAGGUGAACUUCCAGGGGCUCUAUCUCGAAAACCGUCACUCCCACAAAAAAAAUUACUCUAACAAUUCUUGUUGUCCUUAAAAAACUGUACAACUCUUAUAAUAAGCUUUAUGACUCUAAAAUCAAUACUAACCGAGAUAUUAAGGAUAAAGUGAGAGUAAGCGGUGACAAACAUAAUUUGCAUAAAGGUGAACUUCCAGGAGCUCUAUCUCGAAAACUCUCACAGAAAAAAUUACUCCAAUCAUUCUUGUAGAUCUCACUAAGAUCUAGCACUUUUAUUUGUUCCUCUAAAAAUGCGACUUUAAUUAACUUGAUUUUAUUGUGAGCGUCUUUUUCUUACCGCUAACUUCAAGCUCAGCCCCUUACAAAAAUUUAAAAAUUAUGCCGCUUAUUUUAAAUGAAUUUUUAUUAAACGGUUGAAAGUGUUUAAAUUUUUGUCAUCACUGUCAAAAGUCCAAUAUGUACGAAAUAUUUUUUUCUAAUUUACUCCAUUUAUCACAUUUUUUUAUACUCGCAUAAAGGUGAACUUCCAGGGGCUGUAUCUCGAAAACCAUCAUUCUGACGGAAAAAAUUACUCUAACCAAUCUUGAUGAGCUUAAAAAAAUCUAUAACUUCUAUAGAGACCUUUAUGACUCUAAAAUUGAUACUAACUGAGAUAUUAAGGAUAAAAGGUAAGUAAGCAGUAACAAACUUAAUUUGAAUAAAGCUAAACUUCCAGAAACUAUAUCUCGAAAACCAUCACUCUUAUAAGAAAAAUUACUUUAACCAUUCUUGUUGACCUUAAAAAAGUCUACAACUUCUAUAAUCAGCUUUAAUACUGUAAAAUUAAUAUUAACCGAGAUAUUAACGAUUAAAUGUGAGUAAGCAGUUCUAAGCUUGACUUGCAUAAAUUUAAGCUUCCAGGAUUGGACGUUCCUGCCCUAAUGGAUGAUAUUUCCAUAAGUGUUUAUCAGCAUAAUUUUGAAUGCUGUAAAUAAUAUUCUUUUGAAAAUCAUAAUUUUGAAGGUCACCUAGGUAGAUCAGACUUUGUCCUUGUACUUUAAAGCCUUAAAGCGCUGAUAUUUCUACUAGACUAACUUGAAUCCACAAUAAAAAAUUUAAAGAAAAAAUUAAACUUUUUUUGGAUAUUAUGCUUUAUAUUUCAUCAAAAUAGUCUUAGUAGUUCUUCGGAUUUUGGACUUUCAAAUGGGCGGUAUAUAGAUCAGACGUUGUCCUUGGACUUCACUGUCUAAAAAAGUCAAUAAUUCCAAAAAUAUAUGUUAGAUCACUUUGAACUGUAAACAACAUUUGUAGACAAUAUAUUUCUGAGUAGCAUAUUUUCUAUUUUAUGAGGAAACUAAACUGUUAUUACUGUAAUAUUGAUAUUAACUGAGAUUAAUUAGUCUGGUAGUCCCGUUUUUAUAGAUUCUGUACCUUGUUCAGGACACAAUUCGAUCGGAUCUUUUUUUCUAAUUUCAUAUGUGAAAUAUUUUUUCCAGGCAUUAAAAUAAUGAAAGAAAUGCAUCCAAAAGAAGUAGUCAUGGAUUUUUCACUCGAAAUGUGAUAAUCACGAAAUGCGCUUUAAACUAGUGUUUAUAUAUUUUGUUUAAGCAUUUUAAUAAGAAAUAGAAAAUCUAUGUUCUUUAAGCACCUUUUCCCAAUUGUUUCUUUUAAAAAUUUUUGGCAUAAUAAAACAAUCAAAUUAAUUGCAAAUCAGUUUUUCUAUUUUUUAUUAAUUAUUAUUAUUACAAUUAUAUAGAGCAUAAUUUAUUAUUUAGAACCCAUAUUUUUAUGAUCCACUUUAUAAAUGGGCUAACUCUUAUACAUUAGAUUUAAGAAGGAAAAAAAAACAUUUCUGUGAUUGUAGAUGAUAUAGACGAUCUUUAAAAUUACUAAGUUAAAAUAUUUAUUGUAAAUAUAAAUCAUCGUUUUAAUUUGUACCUGACUUAUUUCUAUCAUCUUUCAAUUUUUAAAAAUUAUUGCCUAGUCACUAGAACGUUAGAAAACUCUAAAUGUUGUUAUAUUUAUUAUAUUAAUAUUAUUUAUUACACUGUUAAACAUUUUUAAUCGUAGUUUAUCUCAUUAUAAAGUUUACACUGCAUUCCGACUAUAGUUGUAAUUCGAAAUUAUGCCACUUACUAUACUACUGCAGGCACUAAUAUAAGAAUAAUAUAUAAGACAAAAGUUCAAUUUUUGUAUUAAGUUUUGGAUUAAGGAAAUGUACUAUCAUAGGUAGUACAUUUCUGCAUAACUUUUCAAAUGUUGUUUGUUCCUCUUCCUGAGAGUCUACAGUGUCCUCUCGACUUUUCAUUAAUUGCUCAUAGUAAAAUCAGCUCAUAUUUAAAAUAAGUUCCUGGAGGAUUAUUUUUUAAUCCAGUUUUCCACUGCUGCUUUGAACAGUCUUUGAAACCUGGCUACAAUCAGUUUGUAAACCAAGGUAAGAUUCCAGGACAUUUAUAACUGCAUCUAAACUGCCUUUAAUUGCAUUCAUUGCCUCUAGACUUUGUGAAUAAAUGAAGGUCUUGUAUGUAACUAAUUGACUCUUGGUACCGUUAUUUCUACUUCUAUAAAAAUUUAGAGCAGCUGUAAAUUCAGAGGAUACUUGACAGCUAUGACACUAAUAAAUUUGAAAUUGAAGGAACUUGAUACAAAAAUGAUUCAAUUCGAAAUGUAUGUUGGUCAAACUAAAUCUUGAUCAAAGUGUUUUUCUUUAAUAUUCUAAAUGAUAAUGUGUAGUAUAUUUGCCUUAGGCACAUAUAGAGCAAAACCUGUGAUGAUGACUGAAGAGCUAUUAUGCUGCUUUCGAACCAAUUUAGAUAUUAUUAUGUGUAAUUUGAUAUCCCAGAUUAUUAUUGAAGGUAAUGUAAAGUAUAAUUUAUUAGAUCUACUGUUUGGCAUUAGGUUUUUAAUCUAACAUGUUUAUAAGAAGACCUAAUGCCAAACAUAUUUUAAUAUACUUAAUUUAACUUAAGCAUUAGGGCUUUCGUUACCAAGCCUUUCAUGCUUUGUCCUACCUUUAAAUGCAAUAAAGAAACCCAGUAAUUAAGAAAUCGAUGCUACUUGUGGCCUUAACAAUUGUGCGAUAAACUAUUCCUAAUUAUAAUGCUUGUAAGUUAAUAAAUUUUAUGUAAGUUU
This is a messenger RNA of Anthonomus grandis grandis, 11106 nucleotides long. RefSeq names its product glycine receptor subunit alpha-4 (gene pHCl-1). Gene Ontology annotation, molecular function: neurotransmitter receptor activity; extracellular ligand-gated monoatomic ion channel activity; transmembrane signaling receptor activity. The transcript has 14 exons. The coding region runs from base 397 to 1830 and encodes 477 amino acids. Gene Ontology annotation, cellular component: neuron projection; synapse; membrane. Gene Ontology annotation, biological process: chemical synaptic transmission; nervous system process; chloride transmembrane transport. The record is from RefSeq and is a predicted model, not a curated record. NCBI's taxonomy places the organism in Eukaryota, Metazoa, Arthropoda, Insecta, Coleoptera, Curculionidae.